Molecule: messenger RNA, 3870 nt
Organism: Ahaetulla prasina
Lineage: Eukaryota; Metazoa; Chordata; Lepidosauria; Squamata; Colubridae
Gene: C15H12orf43
Product: chromosome 15 C12orf43 homolog
Exons: 6
Coding region: 2482-3363 (293 amino acids)
Biological process (GO): Spemann organizer formation; Wnt signaling pathway; negative regulation of Wnt signaling pathway
Source: RefSeq, a predicted model, not a curated record
UACACAUGUACGCGCACACACGUAUAAACAGAUAACCCUCGACUUACAACAAUUACUUUAGUGACCAUUCGAAGUUACAACGGCACUGAAAAAGGAGACUUAUGACCGCUUUUCACACUUAACGACCGUUGCAGCAUCCCUAUGGUCAGGAUUCACAUCCUUGGCAACUGCUUUGUAUUUAUGACAGAUGCCGCAUCCUGGGCUAACGGAAUCCACCUUUUGCGACCUUCUGACAAGCAAAGUCCAUGGGGAAGCGAGGUUCACUUAAUGACCGUGUUACUAACUGAGCAACUGCAGUGGUUCACUUAACAACUCUGGCAAGAAAGGACACAAAAUGGGACACCACUCAUUUUGACUGUCUUGCUUAGUAAGGGAAAUUUCAGGCUCUAUUGUCAUAAAUCAAGGACUACCUGUAUGUGUAUGUACCAUUCUGUGUAAUAUAAUGCAUAAUAGAUGUGCAACAAAUACAGUCACAUGAGGAGGAGGACUCAAAACCCAUCAUCUCCCUGUGACAAAGUUUGUGCUGGGCGCUCUGGGAGAUACUUCCCAUCACUCAGCUCUGCCGGCUCAAUUUGCCCUUAGAGGCUAGUAUUGCUUUAUAAGGCCUUGGCAAGGCCACACUUGGAAUUUUCAGCCAACACGAUGUAAAAAAGAUGUUGAGACUCUAGAAAGAGUGCAGAGAAGAGCAACAACGAUGAUUAGGGGACUGGAGGCUAAAACUUGUGAAGAACGGUUGCAGGAACUCGGUAUGCCUAGUUUAAUGCAAAGAAGGACCAGGGGAGACAUGAUAGCAGUGUUCCAAUAUCUCAGGGGCUGCCACAAAGAAGAGGGAGUCAAGCUGUUCUCCAAAGCACCUGAGGGACGGACAAGAAACAACAGGUGGAAACUAAUCAAGGAGGGAAGCAACCAGAACUAAGGAGAAAUUUCCUGACAGUCAAAACAAUUAACCAGUGGAUCAGAAGUUGCCUCCUCAAGUUGUGGGUGUUCCAGGCUUUUAAAAGAAGGGAUGCUUCCUUUGCCUCUGCUGAGGUCUGGACUUUGCCCUAGAGGUGACCCGUGUCUAUGGAAUAGUCUGAGGCUUUCAUCUCUGCUCAUGUUCUGAUAGCCAGACACCCCCAGACAAGUGGGGGAGCGUUGGAAAACGGGCAGAAAUUGUUCGUGGUGGUGCAUAUCCCUCUGAGGCCGAGACCUGUUUUGCAGUAAUUCUGAUCUUGUGUGUGUUGCUGAUGUUUUUAGAUAUUUAUGCUCUCUGGUUAAAAGAAAAAUCUGGGGCAGGAAGCAGCUCUCUUCCUUAUGCUGACUGGGAGAACUGAGAAAAUGGCUGGCAUGCAAAAACAAUCCAGCUAUUAUGUGCUGACACUUCAUGAAAAUGGAUCAACCGAGGAGAGCUGUGUCACAUGAGCAGAUCUUUGUGAAACAGGUCUAAUGCAAGCAAACGUCGCUUCAGAGGGAUUACAAAAACAGGAGUGGUGGGGUUGCCUCCCAGAUGGGAAAAAAUUCCUUUGCAGAGCUUGUUUCGGCAUCACUGUCGAGGGAGCCUCGCCCAGCACCCGCAGGUCUUGGCUGUCUCCAUGUUGUAUCAUCUGACAUUUAAGGCUUCAAGAAAAGAUCUUGAGGACAAAGAAUUCAGCAUUAAUUUGUGGAGAGAAAUUGGGGUCAGAGUUCUCUUCUCCAGACUAAACGUGCCAAAAUCCACCAACCUUCUAUUCCUCAGCUUCCAAGCAUCUAGCCUCAAUUGCAUCCCUCCUCCACUAGGCAAAUGUCUCUCCUAAAAUGCAGUACAAGUAGUCCUCACUUGCUGGUUGAAGUUGGGACAGUCCAUCGCUAAGUGAUGUGGUUGUUAAGUGAAUUGUCUGCAGUCAUUAAGCGUGACAUUUUGUGACUUCCAGCUUUUCAUGGUCUUUGCUUGUCAGAAGUGGCAGCAGAGCUUGUGGUUGUGGUCGUGUGACUACACAGAUGCUGUAACGGCCACAAUUUCAAGAGCCAAUUGUAAAUCAUCUUUUUCAGGGCUGUUGUAAUUUCAGAUGGUUCCUAAAGGGGUAGUCGGUAAGCGAGGAUUACCUGUACAGUAUCCAGGACUGGAACUGUCGUGUCCCACUCCUCCGCUGACGGCCGGGUCAGGGAAAUCCGAAUCAGGCUUGCCUCUGCAGCUCUGCCCAAAGUCCUAGCAAAGUCCUCAGAGCAGGCAGGAGACCAGUAAGUGACUUCAGCAAGAUAAGUUCGACUUUGCCUGACUCAGAGACUGCCAGAAAGCAGAUCCUUUAUAUAGGCCAUGGGGUGUGGCUCCAUGACUCAGCACUCAUUAAGGCCUGCCCCUCCCUUCCUUCUGUUGCCUCCGCCUAUCCAGUCUUCUGAUGCGAGGGUCACUCCAAUCAGCUGUUGUUGGGAGUAAACCCUCCUCAGGCUCACCUGCUGUGGAGGAGGGGGAGGGGUCUAGCUGCUCCGUUUGCCUGGGCAUGGAGCCAGGGCUGGGGCCGGGGGAUGCUCCCUCCUCUGCAGCCUGCUUGGGCAUGGAGCCAGGGCUGGGACCGGGGGAUGCUCCCUCCUCUGCAGCCUGCUUGGGCAUGGAGCCAGGACUGGGACCGGGAGGUGCCCCCUCCUCUUCAGCUUGUCUGGGCAUGGAGCCAGGACUGGGAACGGGAGGCAUACAUUCCUCCGUGUUCGGGAGCAGAUAAGAAGGCCCCGGCUGCGGUGAGAGCGGAGAAUUCUUGGAAAAGGAACCAGCAAGCAGGUGAACCCAGCAUCAGAGAGAAGAUCUGCAACCAUGAGCAGGAUGGAAAUGAACUGCAGACCACACCAGAAUUUCGAGCACACGUUGCAAAGAAGCUGGACACGAUCUUGGACAAUGCGAUAACCCUCUCGACGUGCCCGUUGCGACUCCUGCGACACGAGAACAGCUCCUCCCUGGAAGAAGACAAUGGUUUUCGCCUCUUUUCCUCCUCUGUCCCGGGAGACUGUGGGGAGCCAGAAGCUGCCCCUCGGAAACAGUCAGCGUUGCAGCAUUCCAAUUCCAGCAUUGCUUGUGAUUCUUCCAGCGGCCUGGAAAGUGACCCAGAGUGGCAGAGAUGCCUAGAGGUUGCGGUGACGGCAGCAGACAUUCUGAAGCAGAGUGGACUGCCACCACCAGCGGCCCAGGACUCCAGCCAAACAAUAGAGGCCGGAUGGAAAAAAGUCAAGAAGAAGAAGAAGAAGAAGAAAGGGAAAAGAGAGGAGAGUGGCCAACCAGAUGCCAUUGAAGCAGCGGGUAAUAGCCAGGACAAGGAGCCCUCAUAUCCCAGCAGUCCAGAGGCCAUCAGGUGGACAGAGACGAUGCAGAGGAAGAGGAAAAGGAAAAGGAGGGAAACAAAAGGAGGAACAGAAUGACCAUCCCUCCAAUACUUAUUUGCCAGGGGGAGUUACUUGCAGAGGGGCCUGGCUUGGCUGUGCACCCUGGGAAGAUGAAGGGACUCUCUCAGUGAUGGAAAACAGCUGCUCCAACUACUGUUGCCUGGGCAGCCGGUGGGGCUGGGAUGGAUCCGGAGGGCUGCCGUGGCUCCUGGGUAGCAUUACAAAUUGGGAGGAAGAAUGGGCUGGCACUCCUUGCAUCCCAUCAAAAUGGACACCCUGACUGCCGCUUUCUCGGGUGAGCCCCAUCCGCUCUUGGAGCUGCAGGACAUGGGUGGGGGGAGCAGUGAAGUCUGUGAGUGGGCAUGGAUGAUCAGCUUUGUGGAUCACCUGGUGGAGCAGCCAGAGCAAUUUGUUUUCUCACCUGGUCCACCUGAAGAAUAACGUGACUCUGCUUUUACAGAUAUGGUUCCAGUUUUUAUGAGAUGGUCAUUUUGUGAAUAGCCAAUAUAUAUAUAUGUAUAUAUAAAACAAUAUUUUAAGAUA